AAACUCUAUUACAACGCGUUUAUACUUAUUCAAGAUGUAUAAGUGGAAGUUGUACAAAUACAUAUGUUGUGAAACGUUAACACGCUGUUAAUUACAAAUGUCAUUUAAAUAGUUGUAAUAUGGGACAAAAUUUUUUGAAAUCCAACAUGAACGAAUUAGAUGUUUGGAUUAUCCUGUGUUAUAAGAAUUGACGCGAAAAUAUAAAGAUAGACGUCGCACGUUUUACAGUGUAAGAAAUUGCUACUUCUCGAAAUACAUAUGUAUUAUUUUGCUACGAUCGAUUAGAGGACAGUGCGUUCCGUUUGAAUAUAUUCUCGAUUUUUCAAUUGCUACGAAUAGCAGAAUCGGAAACAGAAGAAAGAAUUACUACGCAUCAGGCUUCAGGCGGUAGAAACAUGUGGAAGCUUUAAAAUUUUUGUGAAAACAUAAGUUUUUAUCGAAAAUUCUUAAAUUAUGCGUGUAUUUUAUGAGUGUACGAGGUAUGCACUCAAGUCUCAUACUCAAGUGACAUACCAAUGAAGAGGAUACAUAAUCUAGAAAAUUAUGGCGGCUGUUGCAAAGAAUACGCGUGUACCGGAAACUAAUAUUCCUCAAGCCAAGAACAUCGAUGACUCUCAGCUGGUAGGCGUUUGCAGCGAAAUCGAAAAACAACUACAAGCUGUUUCUCGCGAGCGUCGUGACGUUCAACAUCCAGCAAACACGCUACCCACCUGCUGUCCGCGCUAUCCACCAGGAUCUACGUUGCUGGAGUGUCGUUUCGAAGGUGAUCAACCUGUGGCGCAUAUCGUCCAAAUUCCCGGGGAUCGGUGCACAGCCACCCAGAAGAUAAAUUUGCUCGUCGAGACGAAAGCGACAAAAUUUGGACCAUCGGCCAGGAUCGCGUCUUAUCCUCGAGAAGAUUCGACGACAUCUAACGAAUCGUGUCCAAUAGCGAAACGUCCUAUGACCUUUUGCCUGGAAUCCCGCGAAUGUUCAGAGGGACCAGUCGCUAGAGCCGUCUUGGUUCCCACAGAAGAUCUGUCCUCGAAUGGCUCGGAUAAGAUAACGACGUUGCACAUCAAAAAAGGCGACAAACAUCCGGACAAACCGUAUUCCAAAGUCGCGUACGGCCCAACGAUCGAAGAGAACGGCCCAGACUCCCAUUGUAACGUGGAAGAGCGCGACGCACCUGUGACGUUCUUCGGUUGUACCGCGACUAAGAAACAGGCGACAGCUAGGAUCACCAAAUGCUUGAAAAACGACAGGAACGUUGGAGGGAAAAGGUGUUUCGAGACGCGCGUGCCUCGAGAUAGCGACCGGCCCACGGCUGUGGGUUUUAUCUGCCCACCGGAGAAAUCGGGACCGUGUUCACACGGUAUUCUCGAAACGAAGAUCGACGAGCGUGGACCGGAAACACGAAUGAUCACUUUUCCACGGGGUGAAGAUUAUUACGGUUACAUGGAAUCUAAGGCUUGCGAGGAAGGGCCGACUGCUAGGAUAAUCCAACGAUCAGCCGAUACUAUCGACGAAGAAGAUCGUUUUCAGGUCAAAGGCUUCGAAGAACCUGCUUCAAAAUUCCAGUGUUCGCCAUUGAAUUACGCAGCUACUUGUCCAAGCACGAAGCAACCAAAAGAGAAGCAUGUUAGCGAUAUUAAGCGCGAUUUGCCGGCAGUGAAACGUAGAAACGGCCUUGAUUCCUCUCGCGUCGAUAAACCAAAUACCUCGAAACGGGAGCCGAGAAGACAAGUUUGUCCUGCUUAUUGCUGUCAGCCAACGCCCGAACCUAAGUCGUGUUCAAAUUCGUUCGAGCCAAAUUGUCGAAAACCUCGUACCAACGCUGUCGCUUCUGAUCGUAGGCAACAGUCUACGGAUAGAUCAAAAUCAUGUUCGAGUACGCUUCAGCAACAUCCAGAAUCGCAGACCGACUCUACCGACGUUAAAACGCAGAAAUAUCUUUUGGUACCGUGUACAGUUGUGGACAAAACGAGGGAUCCACUAUCCGAAAGCGAUGCAGAGGAUUGUACAAAGCCGAAGGGUGUUCCUCGAAUUACGUCGGAGGAAUUGCUGACUCGGUAUAGGGAAUAUAUGCCUCCGAAUAUACUGAUUCGCUACGAAGCAUGUCGUUCAAAGAGGAACGGUCUUCAGGAUCAGUGCACUUUGCCUGUUCCAAACAUCGUGCUCGAAUUAAAAAGGAAAGAGAUGCAAUGUACGGAACGAAUCGAUGCAUGUCCCAACUAA
Bombus pyrosoma is the source of this 2217-nucleotide messenger RNA. RefSeq lists its product as uncharacterized. The record is from RefSeq and is a predicted model, not a curated record. The transcript has 4 exons. The coding region runs from base 544 to 2217 and encodes 557 amino acids. Lineage: Eukaryota; Metazoa; Arthropoda; Insecta; Hymenoptera; Apidae.